Messenger RNA from Acanthopagrus latus (yellowfin seabream), 2902 nucleotides. It is a transcript of the gene tepsin, whose product is annotated as TEPSIN adaptor related protein complex 4 accessory protein. Gene Ontology annotation, cellular component: trans-Golgi network membrane. The coding region runs from base 106 to 1917 and encodes 603 amino acids. NCBI's taxonomy places the organism in Eukaryota, Metazoa, Chordata, Actinopteri, Spariformes, Sparidae. The transcript is spliced from 13 exons. The record is from RefSeq and is a predicted model, not a curated record.
UUGCUACUCGCUGUUCCGUGAUUGGCUAGCUGUCACAACGAGCCCCGCCCUCCCCUCGUACUCCUAGGAAGAAGAUGAGUAACCCGCAGCCAGGACUGCUAAAUCAUGGCAACAUUUAUGGAACGAUUAUCUUUUCUUCAGAAAGUCCCUACUCUGAUGAAGGCUACGUCAGAUGAUGAAAACCCCUGUCCUGGCUACCUUUUCCAAGAGAUCGGAAAAAUCUCCCAUGAGUCUUCAGGUUGUGGUCAGUGUUUGUUGGAGUACCUUCUGGAGAGGCUGCAGGUGGAGUCCUGUCACGUCAAACUCAAGGUGCUGAAAAUCUUUGUCCACCUUUGCGGUCACGGCUCGAACCAUUUCCUCACAGAACUCCGAAGGAACUCCACCUUUAUCCAGCAAGCAUCAGUUUACAGCGGCCCUCCUGAUCCUAUCCAUGGUACAGCAUUGUACCAGAAAGUCAGAAAUACAGCGCAGGAAGUGGCCAGGUUGCUUUUCACGGAUACAUUUUCCACCAAAAGCGACGUCUCUCCGCUUGAGCUGGCUCCCCCAACAAUGGGUAUGGGCUCAGGAACCUCCCACAGGUCAGGAAUGCAGGGCUUUGGUUACAGUCCAGGGAAGCAGGGGACAGCCGGCAGUGACUCACUGCUGGAUAAGAUCCAGAAAGCUGCGGAGGUAGUGGCCAGCGCUGUCCUCCCCCCGACCGAACAGCAGGGCAUCCGUCUCCAUGACAACCACUACCGGGCCGUCGUUGCACCGUCUGCACCCAUAGAGGUGGCCGUGCCUGCGUGUGCUUAUAACCUGCCUGCUCGCAAACCAAAAGCGAUGACCCAGCGGUGCCCAGGACAGGUAGGAGGCGGCUGGGAAGAGACCGACAGCAGCAACAGCUCCUCUCACAACUCUUCUCAGGAACUUGCAGUUAACAGCAGGGCGUCUGUGGGGGGCAAAUCAGCCGGUACAGGGAGCCAAUCAGGGGCCAGCAGAGAGAGCAGUGGGGAUCUUUCAGAUCGGGUGGAGGCCUUGCAGUUAGGGGACUGUGGCCAGGAGAUGGCGCUCAUCAGCAGACUGACUGUAGGAUCCAGAGUUUUCCUAUCCAGAGAAGAGAGCCAGCACUUCAUCAAAGAGUGCUCCAUUCUCAACUGUGAGGUCGUGCUGGAGUUGCUCUCAAGCAAGCUUCAGGAUCCAUCUAACACUGUUAAAAUGCGGGCGCUGUGUGCUGUAUCAUGCCUCCUGACCUCUGACCUCCUCUCUCUGGAGCAAAUGUUUGGAGCUACACAGCGAAGGCUCCGCCAGCUGAGUGAGGGAGCUCCAGGACCUGUAGCCAACAAAGCCACCAAGAUCCUGCGACAGUUUGAGGCUCUGAUGGGUGGAUCUGCACAUGCUCCCCGGCAGGAUGCCGCCAACAGCAGCCACCAGGCAACAACUAAUCACCCUCCCACAUCUACAUACUUGAAUAAUUUACUACCAACACACUCUCCUGGCAACCUCAACCAUCAUCAGCCUGACAUCUCAAACACGCAAGGAAAUAACCCAUCAUCUUCUUCCAGUCUGGCCCAGACAGACUCUUCGGGGGAGCUGAUGAAUGAGGCUGAUGAUGAGAAACUUUCUCCCGUUCAGGUCGAGCCAGUCAGGACUGCUGGGGCUGAGUCGGUUGCUGAGGAAUCGGGGUCUUCCCCCUCACCUCAGGGCGAGCAGCCCUGUCUGAGCAGACUGUCCCUGUUCAGCGGUAUGCAGCUUGUGACCAAGGGGAGGCAUGUGUGUCAAAAGGAGACGUCCCAGACAGAGACAGAUGACAGUUUCAGGGAGGAUCCAGCUGUGCAGAACUGUAUCGGCAUCGCCAGUGAUGCUGCUCCUUCAGUUUGCAAUUCAGUUGCAUCUGAUAGCAGCCAACCAGUAUCAGCCUUCUCAUUUGUCAGCUUUUGACCAAUGUUUACAGCUGGAACUGUUAAAAGAGUUAAACCAAUGAUGUCAUCAUGUAUAUCCUCACAGAAAUCUAUUUAAUUUUAUAAGAUCAGAUCUGUUAGGUUAUAACAAUAUAUAAAGACAGCUGAUUCAUGUCAUGUUAGGGUUUUCUGUUUUUAUCUGUAUGGUGCCUCUGUAGAAGUUGUGUUCAAAGAGCUGACAGAGAUAACAAGAUUAUCAAUGAGUGCAAUCCACCUCAACUGCCAUAAGUGAGGGCUGGUGUGUAAGCUGUGUGGCUUGAAUUUCUCAGAAGUAUUUUACCAAGAAAGGUUGUCUUGAAUAACAGUUUGCUUUAUCUCAGGUUUUCCUUUUAGUUAUUCUUAGAGCCUCUGCAGCACGGCCAGAACCUCAAUUUGUAAUUUGCACUACAAAUGCUUGUCUUAUGGACUCUUAAAACUUACAAAUGAAAGUUGUCUUCCAUAUUUUUUUGGUACUUAUCAAUUAUGUCAACGUUAACGUUAUCCAAGUGUUAGUUUACAACUUAUUUAUUACGUCUAUCCUGCAUUGAUUAAAACAUACCUGAGAGAGUGGUGGCAGAGUGCAUGUCUAGAAUUACAAAAAAAAAAAAAACUGUUGGGAAGAAUUAAUUAAUAUUGAGAUGUUCUGUGUGCAUAAUCAAUGUGUGGAACUACGUGUGAUAAAACAUCUGAUAUCAGCGCAAUACAAAAUAUCUGCAAUUUCAUGGUUCAUUUCAACGGUUGCUCAAAUAAUUAAAAAGCAAAGCAGAUCACGUUCACUAUCUCACCAUUGUUAUUUCAGUUACUGUACUGUGGCAUUGAUCACUGUGGAAUGUGGUACAAACUACACGCCCAGAUGGUCACCCAACCUAAUGGAGCGUGCAACGAACACUACUGAUGUAUUUUGUUUCAGUGAACACGAGCUAUGCUGUUGCACAUGCUGAUGAACAAUAAAACAGUCUGUAUUUUUGCUACAGCACUUACUACUA